AUGUCCGUAAUCGAUAUUCUCGUUCGUGUCGACGAAAUUUGCCAGAAAUAUGACAAAUACGACAUCGAUAAGCAACGCGAGCUCAAUGCCUAUGGCGAUGACGUUUUCGCUCGCCUCUAUGCAGCAGUUGAAUCCAACAUUCAAGCCGCUCUCAAAAAAUCCGAGGCUGCUUCCACGGAGAACAACAGGGCAGUUGUUGCGGCUUUGAAUGCAGAGGUUCGUCGAACCAAAGGUAGACUCAUGGACGAAGUUCCUAAACUGCGCAAAUUGGCACACAAGAAGGUUAAAGGUGUCACAAAAGAGGACAUGGCCGUUCGUGAGGAUCUUGUUCUUGCAUUGCCAGAGAGAAUCCAAGCAAUACCAGAUGGUAGUUUCGGUGCUGCUAGUGAAACUGGAGGAUGGGCAGCUUCCUCGUCUUCUAAGAAUAUCAAGUUUGACUCAUCAGGGGAACGACUUGACAGUGAAUAUUUCCAUCAAAGUGAAGAAUCCAAUCAGUUCCGAAAUGAGUAUGAAAUGCGCAAGAUGAAACAGGAUGAAGGGCUUGAUAUUAUAUCAGAGGGAUUGGAUACCUUGAAGAAUCUGGCCCAUGAUAUGAAUGAGGAAAUGGAUAGGCAAGUUCCUUUAAUGGAUGAAAUUGAGACAAAGGUGGAUAGAGCAACAGCUGAUGUGAAAAACACCAACGUAAGGCUGAAGAAAACUCUCACACAGAUGAGGUCUAGUAGAAAUUUCUGCAUUGACAUCAUUCUGCUGUGUGUUAUUCUGGGAAUCGCUCUCUAUAUAUACAAGUAA
Molecule: messenger RNA, 789 nt
Organism: Abrus precatorius (Indian licorice)
Lineage: Eukaryota; Viridiplantae; Streptophyta; Magnoliopsida; Fabales; Fabaceae
Product: syntaxin-71-like
Exons: 8
Coding region: 1-789 (262 amino acids)
Biological process (GO): vesicle fusion; intracellular protein transport
Cellular component (GO): SNARE complex; endomembrane system
Molecular function (GO): SNARE binding; SNAP receptor activity
Source: RefSeq, a predicted model, not a curated record